Messenger RNA from Lates calcarifer (barramundi perch), 9949 nucleotides. RefSeq names its product zinc finger, FYVE domain containing 26 (gene zfyve26). Gene Ontology annotation, molecular function: phosphatidylinositol-3-phosphate binding; metal ion binding. Gene Ontology annotation, cellular component: midbody; centrosome; lysosomal membrane. Gene Ontology annotation, biological process: mitotic cytokinesis; double-strand break repair via homologous recombination; regulation of cytokinesis. The record is from RefSeq and is a predicted model, not a curated record. NCBI's taxonomy places the organism in Eukaryota, Metazoa, Chordata, Actinopteri, Centropomidae.
ACAGCUCAAGGGUUCUCCUUGGCUACAUGUUAGUGAAUGUGCCUCUCCACCUGUGACCACUGAGCAGAGGAGUGUCACAGUGAAAGUGGCCAUGUAUCCUUUCAACUCUGAGGCAGAGACCUCGCUUCAGGACCUGUUUGAAUAUUUCAAGAGGUGCCUGCAGCAUGGGGAGUGGGAGCUGGCCAGUGCCUGUGUGCCACAGCUGGUUAACUCAGCACUUUCAGAAAACUUACGAGACAUAAUCACAGCUAUUGUCUGCCAUCCAUACAAUUUAAAAUGGGAGUCUGUGGGCAGUCCACACAAACUGGCUUGGUUUUGGCUUCAAGUUUUGGAGAAAUGGACAGAAGAGAAGGUUUCUCCCAACAUCAGAAGAGAGCUGGAGUUCCUACUGCUCCUGGAGGAACUGGGGUCAGAGGGCAUAACAGAGACUGUUCUCAAGGAGUUGCACCAGGCCUUCUUAAACACCCAGGCUGAUCAAAAGGCAGCAGAAGGUUCGAGGACGACAGAUGCUGCUGUUGAGUCCUGCCUCCAAACCUUAUUGGAGAAAAAGAAGCCCAGACUGGCCCAGUCUGUAGCACAUUUCUUACAGGACCAGUCAUCCACAGAGGACCAUACUCUGCAGCACACAUUCAUCCAGCACCUGAUGAAGAAACUGGGAAAGCCAGAGAGGAAGCCAGAGAAGGUGGAGGAGUGGGUGGAGGAGAUAUAUGCAGUGUUGGCCGUGAUGCCACAGAGCUCUGGUAGAAGCAGUGGGCAGUUUGAGGCACUGUGUGAAGCUCUGUGGGCAGCCAGAGAUGGUCCCCUGAAAGAGGAGAGGAUCCUGAGCUCGCUGCUUCGCCCUCAGUGUGACUCUCUCGUCUCUGUUUACUGCUCCACUGCUCUGAGGCUGCAGAGGGAUCAUCUGCUGAGGAGCACACCUGUCACACAAGUGGACCUCCCUGAAGCAGAGAAGCUGGCUCUCAGUUUAUGUUGCCAAAAGGAUCGUCCAUCCAUUUGGAAGACUAUUUAUUUUGAGUGCCUUAGUAGUGGGAAACACUUCCUGGAGCAGGUCUUGGUUACUGCACUUGACCUGAUUAAACACGAGGAGUUUUCUCAGCUGAGAGACUUACUGCAGCUGGAGUUCCAGCCAUUGUCUCGUCUGCUGUUGCUGCUGGGAUGGACUCAGUGUCGCAGUCUGAGCUCAGCUCAAGUGCUGCUCAACAUCCUUCACCGUGAGCAGGCCCCAGCCAGUGAUUCUGUUCUGCAGGAGUUUGCCAAUCUUUUGUCCUCUCAGCUUGGAAUACUUGAAUGGUGUAAAAACAACAAUCCAGAUAUUUCCAUGGAGGCACUGCUGACACAGCUUCACACUCUGGACAGUCAUUCAGCUCUCUAUAUUCUGCAUUCUCUGACUCCUUUGCCUCAGUUUGAAGAGCGCAGGAUACUGGAUCUGCUGCAGCAACUGCCAAAUUCACCAGGAGCAGAGGACACCGAAGCCAUCAAUACUCUCAGCCCUGGUGUACAGAGGAACAUAGUUUUGUUCCAGGGGUUUUGUGCCAUGAAGUAUGCCAUCUAUGCUCUCUGUGUAAAUGCACAUAAAUACUCAAAUUGCACCGAGUGUGAGUCCAUGCAGCCACAACAGCAGCAGGCCGCUGAAGCAGGAACAGACCAAAAUCAAACCUCAACUUCCUCUGAAGGUUGCCAUUUGCAGUUCCAGCACUACCUGUCAGAGUGUCAGCUCUAUCUGGAGGCUGUGCCGGCCAUGUUCCGCCUGGAGCUCCUGGAGAACAUCUUCUCCCUUCUCUUUCUUUCUACCGCCGACUUUGCGCAGCAGAUUCAAAAAGACGCAAACUCAAAUCUGAACACAGGGAAUGCCAAUCAAGACUCUUCAUCAGACACAAGGAACACACAUGUAGAACUGGGAGCCAAAACAAAGACAGAUGAGACUGAUCACAGCAGGGAAGAGAGCCAGAAAAUGCAGACAAGUUCACUAACAGGAUCCCACUGCAGCCACCUGGAUCUGGGACACUUCAUCCAGGGCUGCAAGGGUUUUGUGGUCGAUGUGACAGCCAUGGAGGGUUUUCUGAAGCUGCUGAAAGAAGGGUUGGAGGGCAUGUGUGUGGUGGGUCAGCAGGAGGGGCAGGAGGCGGGAAGGGCGCUGCCUCGAGAGGCCGAGGCGGCGGAGAGUCUUGGCUGCUCUGUGACGGCUGAGACAUUCGGGGCUCGUCUGCAAAGGUUGUCCAAACGCACUGCGGAGGCUCAGUGGAGGCUGCAGAUCAUCACCAGCAACCAGGGCGGUGGAAGUGGCUCAGAGAGCCCCCUCCAGAUGUCAGCGGUCAGCUGUACUGCACCUUCUGUGGGACGUAGCAAGAGCUCAAGUCUGAGGAGGAGGAAGAGGCCAGGGAGACAUUCCACAGAGAGACAAACCUCCAUAGAGAAACACAAUGGAGAAGUCAGCACGAGUGCAUCAGAUGGUGGAGGAGGAACAGCAGCAGGUUCUGUGGAACUGGAAGUUUGUCCAUGUGGAGGUCCCCACAGCUGGCUGGUCCCUGCCAUGCUGUCCCCUCCAGAGUCCCUGCUAAUGUCCUGCAUCCGCAGAGGAAACUUCAUGGAGGCUCGUCAGGUGUCUCUGGUGUUUGAUCUGGGGGCGUCUACCUGUUGUGGCGAGUUGGUGUUCAUGGAGCGCUACAAAGAAGUUCUGGUGGAAUUGGGGCAGGUGGAGCAGAAGAUGGAGAGCCAGUCUAUGUCUUCAUCGUCGUCCUCCUCAGAGGGCCUAGGUUCAACAGCUGUGUCAGGCACAGGGAGGGCUCGGCUCGGCAGCAGUGGGCGGUCAACACUGCAGGCCAUCGGAAGUGCUGCUGCUGCAGGUGUGGCUUUCUACUCCAUCUCAGACAUAGCAGACCGUCUCCUCAGCACCCCUGCUCACCCCAUGCCCUCACUGGAGGAUGGCUACUGGCUAAGCUGCUGCUCUUCAGACCCAUCUGGACUCCUUUACACACUGCUGGAGGAGCUCAGCCCAGCAGCUAUGGCUGCCUUUGAUCUGGCCUGCUGCCACUGUCAGCUCUGGAAGACGUCCCGACAGCUGCUGGACACAGCAGAACGCAGGCUCAGCAGCAGCCUGGAGGCACGAGGAGUACGAGUUGACCCCAGAGUUCCUCAUUCUGAGGGGAUCUGUGGAUUUCCCAUGGUAUUACAACAGAUCAACAAGAUCCUGAAUCACUCUACUACCAAUAAGGGCUCUGUCAAAACAGAAGUUGUAGGGGAGGACCAAGUAUCUGCCAGUCCAUUUGGCUGCUGCAUUCAGGAGGUGCUUCUGUGUUGCCACUCAACACUGAAUGAGGAGUUCAUUGCUGCUCAGCUCAGUUGGGCUCAACGCUUGGAGACCACCCUGCACAUACUCAGCACUGCUACAGAUGGCACAGAGGGGGGUGUAGGCAGUGCUCUUCUGGCACAGUUGGUUGAACAGGCCAGUCUGAAGCAGUCAGAGCUCGACACUCACCCUGUGCGUUCCAGCAUGAAACAGCUGCUUCGUUCUCUGGACCAACUCUGUCCCUUUGAGCCAGACGGAGACCUUGCCAGACCAGAUUAUGUACGGAGUUUCCUCGACUACGUCAACACACUGGCAUCCGUGCUGGUGCGCAGUCUUAGUUCAGAAGACCAGAGCAGUGAAGUGAAGCUUGGGAAUCCACUGCUGGUGCUGCUUCAAGCCCCAUUUCAGCUUCUCUCCCACCUGUUAUUUGACAGACAGGUGUCUCCUGACAGACUGCUGUCUUUGCUGCAGCAGGAAGGCCUGAGACUCAGUGUCCAGCAGGUGAUCGUCCAGCGAUGCUGUGAGACGUUGCCUAUGUGGUUCUCUGUCCGAUGUGCUGAAAGACACUCCAGCCAGGCCAUAAAAGAUGAUGGAGUGUUUGGCGUUGCCAGUUUGUCUGUCCUGCUCCAACAGCAUGCUCAGGAGCACAUGCCAACUCUGGGAAUCACAGAGCCUCAGUCUGAUGCGAGCUCUGAGUCUGAGGGCUCAGUGGACGACCACUCUGCUACAACCACCAGCCUCUCCACCUCACCACCCUCUAAUUCGUCCUCCUCAUCCUCAUCCUCAAACUCCUUUCUCCUCACGCCGUCGGCCUUGUCUUUCCUCAAGUCUCGUUCCCCAUUACUGGCCACACUGGCGUGUCUGAGUGCGUGUAAAGGAGAAACUGCCCGGACACAGACCUCUGGAUGGUCAGGGUAUUUCCGCACUGGACGUAAAGAGGUUGUCCUGGAUGGUGAGCAGAUUGCUCGUGAAGCUGAUAGCCUCCUGAAAGAGUUCCCUAUCCUCUGGUCCUACCUUCAUACCAUGGCUGAACCAGUGCUGGGCACCCCGUUGAGUGAGGGCGAGGAAGGCCUGCUGGACUUGGGGCAGGUUGUUUGCGGGAAACCUCUUGUCACUCUCCUGCUGUCUGGACCACAGGAAGAAGUUGCCCAGGCUGUGGCUGCUGAGGCCUUCCAGAGGGCUCUUUCCUCCAGAGACCUGGGCCGAGCUCUCAGCCUGCUGGAGCUGUAUGGGCAAGGCUGCAGCCAGGAGGGGGUGCUGAGAGACCAGCUACUUGCCUGUGCAGCUUUAGAGGAUGGAGGUGAGGGAACAGGUCAGCUCUUCCGUGUACAGGAUGCAAACCUGCGAGCACGUGUUGCCCUCCAGGCUCUGGAGCGAUGGCCUCUGUCAGCCUGUCUCGACCUGCUCGAGUUUUGCCUCAAUGACCCGAAUACAGAGGCCUCACUGAGAACAGACUUAGAGCUCAAGAAGAAAGAGCUGGACAUCUAUCGCUGGAUGUUGGAUUUACAGCCUCCGUUGCCCUGGGCUACUUGGCAGGAGCUGAGGACUGAGUCUAAGACAAACUCAGAGUCCAUGUUAUCCAUGAUGCUGGAGGCAAAAGAGUUUGUUCUUUGUGCACAAUGGGUGGAGCUGUAUCCUGUAUCAGACCAGCUGAGACUGAAGCUAAAGACUGAGCACUUACUUCAUCUGCUGGAGAAGGGACAGACCGAUGAGGCGUUCCAGUUACUUGAGGAACUCUCUGAUUUUGUGGUUGGCCUGGAUGUUUGUGAGCGUGCUCUGGAUCGCUGCCCAGGCCUGGCCGCCUGUCACUUCCUGGCCGAUUAUCUCACCUUGCAUUUUCAGAGGCAGGUGUCUCCAGCACGUCGACGACACAUCCACGCCCUUCACCUAGGCUCCAAGGUGUUGCUGACUCUGCCACCAGCAGCCAGGCAGGACUAUUUCCCCUUGUUGUCAGAGCCUCUUCUGAUGCUCGAGCAGCUUUUGAUGAAUCUGAAGGUGGACUGGGCAGAUGUGGCAGUGCGAACCCUGCGGAGCCUCGUGGUUGGUCAGGAGGCUGGCUUUGGUGCGGAGGACAUCGAUAAGCUUCUGGCAGACUAUGCCUGCAAAGCCCUGGACUUCUCUUGUGCCCCCAGAGAGAGGUCUAGAUCUGACUCCGUAAUCAGUCUCCAGGAUGCACUGAUGCAGUGUCCUGCUCAAGACAGCAGCUCCCUGUCAUCCAGCCGAAUCGAAUCUCCAACACCCUCUACAAACAGCACCCCUACACACACCCCCUCCUCAAACAGCACAGAAAGGGAGAGGGACCGAAGCUCUGCAGGGAGGAAACGCCGCUCACCUGCCAAGUUCCAGCCUCCAGACCAACCACCAGCCCGUAAAGACUGGGUCCCUGACACACAACAGCAUGUGUGCAUGGUCUGUCAGCGUGAGAGGUUCACCAUGUUCAACAGACGGCAUCACUGUCGGAGGUGUGGCCGUCUGGUUUGUCAUGCAUGUUCUGAGCGUAAGAUGCCUGUAGAGGGAUGCCCAGGAGAAGAAGUCAGAGUCUGUGACCAGUGUUACACCUACUUUCAUCCAGAUUCUGAUGAUGAGCUGGAACCAGCUGAAGUGGCUGGUAGCCCUGUGGUGACAGAGGAGGUUUUAGAUGGGAUGCUGCAUCUGCCUGAAGUGGUCCAGCGACAGAUUCAACUCAGCACAAAUCCUGCAGAGAACCAGCUGCUGCGGAGCGAGUUCUACUAUGAACAGGCUCCCAGCGCAUACCUCUGCGUGGCCAUUUUGUCUCUGCACAGUGACCAAACAGCCUGUGGACAUCAGCUCAUCCUCCACUGCCGCUCUCUGUCUCGUAAGCUGACCAACCCGGAGGUGGACGCCUGCCUCCUCACUGACAUCAUGCGGCAGCUGCUCUUCAGUGCCAAGCUUAUGUUUGUCAAGGUUGGCCGCAGCCAGGAUCUUGCCUUGUGUGACAGUUACAUCAGUAAAGUGGACGUGCUUAAGAUUCUUGUGACGGCCAAUUACAAAUAUAUUCCUUCUCUGGAUGACAUUCUGGAGACCUCUGCUGUCACACGCCUUCGUAAUCAGCUGCUGGAAGCUGAGCAUUACCAGCUAGCAGUGGAGGUUUCUACAAAGAGUGGUCUGGACCCUGGUGGUGUGUGGCAAGCAUGGGGGAUGGCCUCUCUGAAGGCAGGAAACCUUUCAGGGGCGCGGGAGAAGUUUUCUCGCUGCCUGAAAGCUCCAGUGGACCGCAACCAGCUCACCCUAGGUCCCUUACUGCUGCAAGAGAUUGUCCAGCACCUGGAGACCACUGUACGACCCACUGUGACCAUGUCCUAUGGUGAGGACAUCUUGGCGUCCCUGCGGGAGCUGGAGGACGCCCUGAAUGAUGCAGGUCCUGGUGAGAGACCAGAGGGACAAACACAGGGCGGCAGCCUCCACCAGGAGUGUCUGUACUACCUGAACACAUAUGGCACUCACCUGGCACUGAUCAGCUUCUAUAUCCGUCAUGACUGCAUGACAGAGGCCCUGACGUACUUGCUCAACAAGGACUGCCCAGAGGAAGUGUUUCUUGAGGGUGUGUUGCAGCCCAGUCUGGAGCGGGGGCGUCUUGGCGCGCUGCAGGGGAUACUAGAAAAACUGGACCCCAGCCUGGAGACGUGCAGCCGCUACCUCAUCGCCUCUUGCCAGUUCCUGCAGCGGCGUGGAUACUUUAACACUCUCUACCAGCUUCAACAGUUCAUGAUGGAUCAUGUGCGUGCAGCCAUGACCUGUAUACGAUUCUUCACACAUGGAGCCAGUUCAUAUCUACAGCUGGGAGAACAACAGCGUUGGUUGGUCAGAGCCAAAGAACACCUGAGGACGUACCUGCAGGAACAGCAAGGUCGGGGCUCUGGGAGGAGAAAGUCUCAGGUCAACUCAGUAAGGAAGACGAUGUCAUCCAGUGAUGUUUCCAGGCACAUAAAUACAAUCGAACUCCAGCUGGAGGUGACCCGUUUCCUCCACCGUUGUGAGACUGCUGCCUCCUCCAAGGCUCCACAGACCAGUACACCUUCCUCCAAAUCCUCUGGAUCCAGUACACCACCUACACUGUUUGGGGGAAGUCCCAUGAAGGUUGAGGUCGCCUGUAAGGUAAUGCUUGGAGGAAAAAACAUAGAGGAGGGGUUUGGCAUUGCUUACAGAGUCAUACAGGACUUCCAGCUGGAGGCUCAGGCCGUCUACACGCGGGCCGGCCAAAGACUCGUCAGACAGAGACAAUAUGGAGCCGUGCGGCAGCUGCUCAAAUGUGUCGGUGAAUCAGGCACGGCCACCAAAAACGACUGCGAUGCGCUCAUCCUCAGCUGCGUCUCCAUUGCAGAUAAGGGACCAGCUGAUGCAAAGGAGCUGGAAAGCCUCAUUCUGGAAACUAAGAGCACAGAAAGCAAGAUCAAAGCCUACCUGCUGUGCAGCAAGCUGCGGCCAGCGUACCUGCUAGCGGUGAAGCUGGAGCCGAGCCGGGCGGGCCCGUUGGUCCAGGAUGUCCUUCAGGCCGCCGAGGGAGCACAGGACUCAAUGAUGCUGAACAUCUGUCGCCAGUGGCUGUCUGAACAUCACAGCAAGUCAUCUCAGCAGCGACAGGGCCGACCCUCUGCCAGGUAAAGGCACAGACGGCAUGACAAGGGAUUACACAGAGCACUUGAAAUCAAAAACAGAUGAGCCGCAAAUGAAACGCAAAUAAGAGGAUCCAGGGUUUCUGAUGUAACACAGUGGUAGAAACGUGUGGCUGGUGAAUGGAUUCGUAAGAUUUCAGAUCAAUGACUUAUCUUAGGGUCACACUUCUACUACGUCCUCAGAUUCACAGUUAAGAAAGCUAUCAAAAUGAGAAAUAUCUUUACUCCAUGCACCCAUAAUGCAAUGUGACUGCUGACAGUUCAGUCCAAGAUUUAGGUGUGUUAUUCUGAUGGCAGUGAAUUUAACCCUCAGCUGCUAGCCUCAAGUAGAGAUGAGGAGCAGGCUAUAGAGGUUAUUCAAGGUUUGGGAGAAUGUAAUUUUGAUUCUCACGUUGCUGCAGUGCUUUACAGAUGAACUCCAGGACCCAGUGACGUAACUGUAAAGUGUUACGUGUGCAACAAAACACACUUGUUACAUAUCAUUGAUAGAGACAAAAAACCCUUCAACCAGAGAGGGCAGUGAAACACUGAUCUUCAUCCUGGUGUUAAGUUACCAUUUCAGUGGAAACAUCUAGAAACAUCUAGAAACCCUGUUGAUCACUUUCUCUUCAUUUGUUCAGCCUUCCUGUCUGUAAAACGUAACGCAAAUCACCGCCGUGCUUUAUUUCCAUUCCGGAAAUAUUUCGCUGUUAUCUCUCAUCUGGUCAGAGUUUGAGAGGGAACAAUGUCACUGCACUGGAGUGACAACAACUUUUACAUAACAGAACUGCGAGCUGCAGUCUAAACAGACACUUUCAUUCUUACACAAUAUAAUCCUAACUUUACCGUAACACAGUAUUUGACUAAGAUUCGUCUCCUACCUCAACCUAAAGGGAAAUUAUCUUUAACUGACUAGAAAGCCUCUGACAAAUGUCUUAUGUGAAGGUUUUUUUCCCCAUUUUUAUGUCCUUAUUGUUUCUUUGUGUGAACCAGGUUUUUAUUCAGACGUACAAGUAUUGACGUGUCCUCUGCCAAGAGCAGUACAUGUUGAAACCUUACAGAAACUGAAAAAUGUUGUCAUGUUUUUGUAAUGUUGAUGAAGCUGUUUAAGCACACUCUCUGGCCAGCUGUUAGCAUACAUUUCCUUUUGAUAAGGGAAAUGAAUAUCAAACAAUCUUGUAGUAUUUAAGGGCAUUUCAGAUGUUGUUGAGAAAAUUACAAAAAACAUAAAAGUUUUAGCUUGGAUACAGAAAGGGACCCACUUGUAGAUCAGGUUUAAUUCAUUAUACAGAAAAUCAACCCUCUAGUCAUCUGUUUUUAUGUCUCUGCUUGUGUCGUUUGUGUUUUGGCAACUAUUCCUCACAGUGUUGCUUAUUUUAAAUCAUGGUUUUUGCUUUGUUGACCCAUAUCUAUCUGAACUAUAUAAAUCCUUAAUGAUUAACUUACACAGAUAAUGAGUCAAAUGAUGGUUCAAAAAAAGGGAUCCAGCUGUGGUCUUAUGUUAUCUGUUGAUUGUUGUUUUUCCUGCUUCUUUCACAAACCUACAACAGGAAAAUAAUGCAACUGUAGUGACAACAGGAAUCACAUCUUUUAAUUCACUUACAUGACAAUCACCUAUGUUGCUGAAGCUGCCUUGUCAAGAAUGUGUAUUUCAUAGCAUUUCUGAUCACAUGGUCAAGAAGUACAUCUUCAUUUAGAGGCGAUACUGUGUUGUCCCUUUGCCUUGCUUCCCUCUGCUGCACUAGUCUGAAGACUGAGACUGACAGAUCUUCCUGUGAUAGUGAGUGUUGAUUGGCAAGAGAUGAAAAGAAGCCAGUUUAGAUUUUUGAGAUGCACGCACACGACAUUCUUGCACUGUUUUCCUCUUUACCUUUGACUGUUGUUUCAUCACUGCCGCACUUUAUAUUAGUGAGUUUAAAAACUAAACUUCUUGGGGGAAAAAUUAUGAAAAUAUGUAAUAAUAAAACUGCUUUAAUGAUGCAGGGACUAAUGAUUUUGAAAUGUGAUCGAUUUCACCAUCCCUUGUAAAAUAAAAUGAAAUAAUAUGUAA